CUUCAUUAGCUUUCUUCAGACUUCAUGAGGAAAUAAUUGACUUCUAUAACUUCAUGUCCCCUUGUCCUGAAGAAGCAGCCAUGAGAAGAGAGGUGGUGAAACGGAUCGAAACUGUGGUUAAAGAUCUUUGGCCAACAGCUGAUGUCCAGAUAUUUGGCAGCUUUAGUACUGGUCUCUAUCUUCCAACGAGUGACAUCGACUUAGUGGUCUUUGGAAAAUGGGAGCGUCCUCCUCUCCAACUCUUGGAGCAGGCCCUGAGGAAGCACAACGUGGCUGAGCCAGGCUCCAUCAAAGUUCUGGACAAAGCUACAGUACCAAUAAUAAAACUCACAGACCAGGAGACUGAAGUUAAAGUUGACAUCAGCUUCAACAUGGAGACUGGGGUCCGGGCAGCAGAGUUCAUCAAGAAUUAUAUGAAGAAAUAUUCAUUGCUGCCUUACUUGAUUUUAGUAUUGAAACAGUUCCUCCUGCAGAGGGACCUGAAUGAAGUUUUUACCGGUGGAAUUAGCUCAUAUAGCCUAAUUUUAAUGGCCAUUAGCUUUCUACAGUUGCAUCCAAGAAUUGAUGCCCGGAGAGCUGAUGAAAACCUUGGAAUGCUUCUUGUAGAAUUUUUUGAACUCUAUGGAAGAAAUUUUAAUUACUUGAAAACUGGUAUUAGAAUAAAAGAAGGAGGUGCCUAUAUUGCCAAAGAAGAGAUCAUGAAAGCCAUGACCAGCGGGUAUAGACCUUCGAUGCUGUGCAUUGAGGACCCCUUGCUGCCUGGAAAUGAUGUUGGCCGGAGCUCCUAUGGGGCCAUGCAGGUGAAGCAGGUUUUUGAUUACGCGUACAUUGUACUCAGCCAUGCUGUGUCACCGCUUGCAAGGUCCUAUCCAAACAGAGAUUCGGAAAGUACUUUAGGAAGAAUUGUCAAGGUAACUCAGGAAGUGAUUGACUACCGGCGGUGGAUCAAGGAGAAGUGGGGCAGCAAGGUCCACCCACCUCCCGACCUUGACAAUAGAAUUAAGAUAAAAGAGCGAAUAAACGCCUGUGAUGGGGAGCAGCCCCAGCGCCGAGACCCAGAGCCACCCUACACCCAGCACCUGACCUUGUCUCUGCCCUGCCCCCAGCUUCUCUCCUCGGGCUCGUCUGCAUCUUCCGUGUCUUCACUUUCUGGAAGUGACAUUGAUUCCGACACCCCACCCUGCACAACGCCCAGCGUUUACCAGUUCAGUCUGCAAGCACCCACUCCCCUGCUGGCCAGCUUGCCGACCGCCUUGCCCAUGCCGAGUGGCAAGCCUCAGUCCACUACUUCCAGAACAUUGGUCAUGACAACUAACACUCAGGUAUGUGGCCACUGGUGCCCAUCCUGUGAUAGGUGCUUAGGAACUGUUGUGGCCCCCAUUCCUUGCAGACAAGUUGGUGUUGAAGGAACUUCAGCACUGAAGGCUGUGCACCACAUGUCUUCCCCGGCCAUUCCAUCCGCGUCUCCUAACCCGCUCUCCAGCCCUCAUCUGUAUCAUAAGCAGCACAGUGGCAUGAAGCUGGCCAUGAAAGGCUCUCACAACCACAGCCAAGGUGGCAGCUACAGCUCUGUGGGCAGUGGAGGUGUGCGACCCCCUGUGGGCAACCGAGGACACCACCAGUAUAACCGUACCAGCUGGAGGAGGAAAAAACACACGCACACGAGGGACAGCCUGCCUGUCAGUCUCAGCAGAUAAUAGCUCCUGGUGGCGCCUCCUGGCCACCGCCCUUCCCAGACUGACCCGGGUGGCCUCGGCGCCUGGCAGGAACUGAGACCAGCAUCCAGCACAUCAGCCGGGCCCCUCAAACGCCUGCCGCUGAUCACUCUGCAUGUUCCUUGUGUGGUGGUCACGUCCAUCUUAAAGAACAGCUCCUUGUGCUCAUCUGUGAAGCCUUAUUCCACGUGGACGCUGUUUUCUGCCUUCCCAGGAUCCUUCCAGAAGCAGGUCUGGACCUGGAGCUGCAGGGGGUGAAGUCGGCUUGGGCGUUUGUUUCUCAGCUGUGUCUGUUCCUUCGAGGUUGGGUGUUUUCAUCUUACGUUUGUCAGAGCCACAGAGAUCAACCCCAUAUCGGCUCUUCCUCGGUGGAUGGAUGGAGGUCACAUUGUUUUACUGCCCUCACGUUUUGUUUCAAGUUUCAGAACUGUUUUUCUAUGUAAAUAUUGAAAACUUAUCAUUUGUGCAAUAACUCAGAUAUUUUUUAUUUAAUUUCCUAUUUUCACAUAAGUUAUAUUUAAGGGAAGAGGGAAUUUUUUUUAAACAAGCUUAGGUCCUUUCCCGAGUUGCUUUUCUAAGUUGGGUUCAUAGGGUUGGCUGGUUGUCUGGUGAGCACCGUUGCAAACACCAGGAGUGAGGGGCUUGGGUUUAUUUUUAUGUUUAUUAUUUGGGUCAGAGGGGAAGCCUCUCAAUUUAUGAUGAAGGAGCCGAGUUGCCCCCUAGUUUUCUGAAGGGGUUUGGCCCCCGAGUCUUCUGACCAGCUGCCUGCCGGUUCUGCCAUCCAGCCUGUCUGUUGUCUCGCUCUGACCAUGGAGUUUUAACGUUUUGGUUUUUGGUUCUUUUAAAAUAGACAACAAAUCCAGCAUUAAAAGUGCCAGAAGUAUAACUUUCUAAGGGGAGAAGAGGUUGUCACAUUAUAAAAAAAAAAAAAAAAUGUGAACUACAUGCUUCAGUCAGCUUUAGUAAUAACAGCCUGCAAUGAUGGGGCUGGUGAAGAUCAUGACGGACAAUGGUGCCCAGUUUAGGAAUGUGGAGAAAGGAAUUAUGUUGAUUCCAUUGAGGAAUCUGUAUAGCAGUAUGCAUUCGUUCUGUUAAGAGCAAAUAUAGGAAAAGUACUUCAGCUGCUCAGCAAAUAUAGGAAAAAUGCUUCAGCUGCUCAGCUCGCUGUGGGGAGUAUUCCUAAUGCUUGCAGGAGAGCACAGCCCAGUGUCGGGCUGGGAGGGCUGGCGCCCAACUUGAGAAGCAUACAGGUAUACUAUGCAAGUGUAUUCUGCCAUGACAACCACUGUCUUUGUUACCUUUUUUUGAACAAGAAUAUAUCCAUCCUGCCUAACCCUGAGUUUUUGGAACACUACAAUUGUCCUGGGAUUUAGCUGCAUCUCAUAGGUCUGACUUCCCAUUUCUAACAUGGGGUAUUGGCCCCGCUGAACACUACAGGGAGGUUGGCCUUUGGAGUCCACUAGUGGAGUAUGUU
Molecule: messenger RNA, 3189 nt
Organism: Myotis davidii
Lineage: Eukaryota; Metazoa; Chordata; Mammalia; Chiroptera; Vespertilionidae
Gene: TENT4A
Product: PAP associated domain containing 7
Exons: 14
Coding region: 54-1697 (547 amino acids)
Biological process (GO): RNA 3'-end processing
Cellular component (GO): TRAMP complex; nucleolus
Molecular function (GO): poly(A) RNA polymerase activity; mRNA binding
Source: RefSeq, a predicted model, not a curated record